Symbiodinium natans is the source of this 819-nucleotide messenger RNA. The record is from the annotation of a GenBank genome assembly. Lineage: Eukaryota; Dinophyceae; Suessiales; Symbiodiniaceae.
AUGGUGACUGUUUUCCAAGAAGCUUUCGCCCAUAUUGCCGUGAGCUCCGUGCCUGGGAGUUCCCACCAACGUUUCGAGGAUAUGGCCAUUGGCGGCGCUUUGGUUGGCGUGAUCGCAUUGCUCACCUGCCUGGUGACCCGGAAGCCAAAGAAGGCCGGCGAGGCUCUCAAGGAGCCUUUGCUUGCGGAGGAAGAUCCCGAGCUGGUGAUGGCGGACGAAGAGUGCGGCGAGGCCUCCGCAGAGGCCUGGAAGCAGAAGGCUCUUGCGGCCAUGCAGCGCAGCCAGAAGGUGUCCCUGGGGCGAGACGUGUGGAGUAGCCCGCGCACCGGCUGGCCGGAAUGGGUGCUCCAGGAUCUGAACUUGCCUGUUCUGGCUAUGAAGCCACGUGACAUGGACCACAUGGUGCAGACGGAUCACUGGCAAAUGGCCCUGAGCAUCGUCCACACCAAUGCGAUGCAGCAGGCUUUCAGUGAGCCCAUCCUGGCGCACAUCUGCGCGGCGGUCGGCGCCCCCACCAAGACUGGCCUGGUCCAGCUCUGGGGGGACUUCACGGCACUGAAAGAGCGGAAUGCAGUGUUGAAGCACAGUACUAGGGCAGCUUCGCCUCGGCAACGACUUGCCACUUCUCAGGCGAAGGCAGCCGCAAACAAGCGCACGGAGGAGGAAAAAAGGCUUCUUGCCAAGGCGGUGCAGUGGGAGAAGGCACCCCACGCAGGCCGUGGCGAAGCUGGAGAGCAUCCGGGAGCGGGAACGGAAGCGACAGAACACUUGAAGGAGGCGGAGCAAAGGGCGAAGGGAGUGAGGGCAGCGCCGCGAUAG